CCAUAAACAAUGGUGUACGAACCAGUACGCCGUGUGAAGGAGUGAAUCGAAGAGCGCGGUGGUCGCCGGCGAAGACGUAUGCUCGUCGAAGAAACUUCUCCAACCUUAAAUUCUCUGAAGUUAGUGAACUUCUAAAGGGGUAAGAGGUGAGCAAGUUAUCAAUGGAAAGUGAUAAAGAAGAGCCAAUGGUGUUCUUGGACCGUACAACAAGAGCAACACGGGGUAAACGGAUGACCAAGUUGCUUGAUGACGAAGUAGAAGAAGAUGAACAGUUUUGGAAUCAAGAAGCUCUUAAAGAGGAAGAACAUGAUGAUGAAUAUGAAGCAGAACGUGAAGUUGCUGAUGAGUUUGACAGCGACUUCAAUGACGAUGAGCCUGAGCCUGAUGCAGUAGCCCAAAAUGAAAAAGAAGAGAGGGAUCUGCCAAAGAAGCGGCUGAUUUACCCUGGGAAAAUUGCUUCAAAGAAAAAGAAGAAGAAGACGAAGGUAGUUUCGAAACUACAAGAUAUUCCUGGAGAUGAGAAGCCAGGUGAAGAAUUGGGAAGUAAGGAACAAGACGAAAAAGAAGAGAAUGAAGCACAAGAAGAUAUGGAAGGUGAGAAGGUCAUUAGGAAAUCAACACGGACUUCAGUGGUUGUACGGCAAGCAGAAAGAGAUGCAUUGCGUGCUGCUAUACAAGCAACUACAAAGCCAAUACAAAGGAAAAAAGUAGGGGAGGAAAAACGGAUGACCCAAGAAGAAAUGCUGCUGGAAGCUGCUCAAACAGAAAUCAUGAACUUGAGGAAUUUAGAACGUGUCUUGGCAAGGGAAGAAGAAGUAAAAAAGAAAGCGAUUGUGCAUAAAGCAGUCUACAAGGGUCCUCAGAUUCGGUAUCAUUCAAAAGAUGGAUGCAACUAUUUAGAAUUCUGUAAUGGUGCGUCGUUCAAUUCAGAGUUGUCGACGAAGUCUGUUCCCUAUCCAGAAAAAGCUCUAUGUGUGAUUACAGGAUUACCUGCCAAGUACCGGGAUCCAAAAACUGGUCUUCCUUAUGCAACUAGAGACGCCUUCAAAGCAAUACGCGAAAGGUUCAUGGACGAACAUGAUGGUUUGAGAAAGAAAAUGGAGAUGGGAGAUUUGUUUGAUACGCUAAUUGCGAAAGGUUUUACUGUGAAACAAAAGAGAACAAAGAUUCCAAAGAGUAACAAAUCAUUUUCCCUAAGAAGCUCAGCUCGUUUCCUUAGCUCCGAGUCUGAAGAAGAGAGUGAAGAUUCAGAUUAAUAAACACAUCACUGAUUUGAAUCUGCAUCUCACAUGAUUGUGAUACAUGGAUCUUCCCACGACCAGUGUCUGUAUAAAAUCAUCAAAUGGUUUUGGUUCUCAGAGAGAAGAAGCGAGAAGAACAUUCAUAGAGGAAGUUUUCAUGAUCAGAGCUUGAAAUGGAAACAACAACACUCUAAUCAGAGAUUGAAUCCUCCCAACCCAAACCUCUGACACCAUCACAGAAUCAGAGAGAAAGUGUAAUCUUCUGUAUAUUGCUGAGUGCUGACCUUGUAAAGAUGAUAUUUGGUUGAUUUUAGUUCACAUUUAACCGAACCGAAACUUUUAAUUUA
Arabidopsis lyrata subsp. lyrata is the source of this 1588-nucleotide messenger RNA. RefSeq names its product SWR1 complex subunit 2. Gene Ontology annotation, molecular function: ATP-dependent H2AZ histone chaperone activity. Gene Ontology annotation, biological process: regulation of DNA-templated transcription; chromatin remodeling. The record is from RefSeq and is a predicted model, not a curated record. Bases 162 to 1256 code for a protein of 364 amino acids. The transcript has 13 exons. Gene Ontology annotation, cellular component: nucleus. NCBI's taxonomy places the organism in Eukaryota, Viridiplantae, Streptophyta, Magnoliopsida, Brassicales, Brassicaceae.